AUGCUACUUCUUGCGCUGCUGCUGCUGACCAUGCUGGCCGGCGCCUGCCUGCUGUGGGACAAGUGGAAGUACAGGAGCCUCCACCUCCCACCUCUUGCUCCUGGCUUCCUGCACCUACUGCAGCCCGACCUUCCCAUCUAUCUGCUUGGUCUGACUCAGAAACUCGGCCCUGUCUAUAGGCUCCGCCUCGGGCUGCAAGAUGUGGUGGUGCUGAACUCUAAAAGGACCAUUGAGGAGGCCAUGAUCAGGAGAUGGGUGGACUUUGCUGGCAGACCCAAGAUGCCCUCCUAUAAGCUGGUAUCUCAGGACCACCAGGACCUCUCACUAGGGGACUACUCCUUGCUCUGGAAGGCUCACAAGAAACUCACCCGCUCAGCCCUGCUGCUGGGCAUCCGCAACUCCAUGGAGCCACUGGUGGAGCAAAUGACCCGGGAGUUUUGUGAGCGCAUGAGAGCCCAGGCCGGCACCCCUGUGGCCAUCCAGAAGGAGUUCUCUUUCCUCACCUGCAGUAUCAUCUGUUACCUCACCUUUGGAGACAAGGAAGACACCUUAGUACAUGUCUUUCAUGACUGUGUCCACGAUUUGAUGAAAACCUGGGAGCACUGGUCCAUUCAAAUUUUGGACAUAGUUCCCUUUCUCAGGUUCUUCCCCAACCCAGGCCUCUGGAGGUUGAAGCAGGCCUUGGAGAAAAGGGACCGCAUUGUAGAGAAGCAGCUGAAGCAGCACAAGGACAGAAUGGUGGCAGGCCAGUGGAGGGACAUGACUGACUACAUGCUCCAAGGGGUGGGGAAGCCAAGAGCAGAAAGGGGCCAUGGACGGCUCCUUGAAGGACACGUGCAUAUGUCUGUGGUGGACCUUUUCAUUGGUGGCACUGAGACGACGGCGACCACCCUCUCCUGGGCUGUGGCAUUCUUGCUUCACCACCCUGAGAUUCAGCAGCGACUGCAGGAGGAACUGGAUCGUGAACUAGGCCCUGGGAUUUCGGGCUCCCGAGUCCCGUUCAAAGACCCUGCACGGCUGCCCUUGCUCACCGCCACCAUUGCUGAGGUGCUGCGCCUGCGACCCGUGGUGCCCCUGGCCUUGCCUCACCGCACCACUCGGCAUAGCAGCAUCUUAGGCUACGACAUCCCCGAGGGCACGGUUGUCAUCCCCAACCUGCAAGGCGCCCACUUGGAUGAGAACGUCUGGGAGCGGCCACACGAGUUCUGGCCGGAUCGUUUCCUGGUCCCAGGCGCCAGCCCCAGAGUUCUGGCCUUUGGCUGCGGGGCACGUGUGUGCCUGGGCGAGCCGCUGGCACGCCUCGAGCUCUUUGUGGUGCUGGCACGGCUGCUCCACACCUUCACGUUGCUGCCCCCCGCGGGCCCUCUACCCUCUCUGCAACCCAGAUCCCACUCUGGCGUCAACCUCACGAUGCAGCCUUUCCAGGUGCGGCUACUGCCCCGGGGAACAGACGUUCUGGGGCUGGAGCAGCCCCAGUGACAGGGCAGGACGCACGCCGGACACACGCCUCAGUUUCUCCUUUUAUUACUCCCGUACAAACCCCUUCCCUCCCCCCCUGUAAACAUGGUGCUGUGAGAUCGCUGACGGAGAAGGCUCCCUCCGGUGGCUGGAUAGUGAAGGUGGCCCCUGGCUCUUCUCUCAGCGCGACCCCUCAGUGCUCGGCAGUCAUACUGGGGCGCUGGAGAGGUGAGCGGUGGUCAGCCUCCCCGCACCUCUGGGGGCCGGUAGCUUCUUGGUCUCAGCUUCAUUUCCGUGAAGGGCACAGAGAACUCGAAGCCCUUCCAGUAGUACCAGCUCACGCCCUGGGAGAGGAGUCGUUGAGACAGAGUCAAAGGCAGACAUCCCAUCCGCUCUCACCCCCUGCCUGGUUCCCAGAAGUCAAUCACCCUUCCUCCCCCCACCCACUUUACGAUCCUCAACGGCAAAGACUGAGGCUUAAUCUGGGCUGGUCCUUCACUUCCAAUAAAUCGUGCUCAUCUCCCCCUUCAGA
Hyaena hyaena (striped hyena) is the source of this 1990-nucleotide messenger RNA. Its product is annotated as steroid 21-hydroxylase. The transcript has 10 exons. The record is from RefSeq and is a predicted model, not a curated record. Gene Ontology annotation, biological process: hormone biosynthetic process; progesterone metabolic process. Gene Ontology annotation, molecular function: iron ion binding; heme binding; steroid 17-alpha-monooxygenase activity. Lineage: Eukaryota; Metazoa; Chordata; Mammalia; Carnivora; Hyaenidae. Bases 1 to 1479 code for a protein of 492 amino acids.